Paramecium pentaurelia is the source of this 1281-nucleotide messenger RNA. The record is from the annotation of a GenBank genome assembly. NCBI's taxonomy places the organism in Eukaryota, Ciliophora, Oligohymenophorea, Peniculida, Parameciidae.
AUGAAAAAUUUAAUUCUGAUUUGCUUGUUAGCUAUGGUCUUAACAUAGCAAGUUUAACACUCAAAUAAAUGUAAUGAUUGUGGAUAAUUAAAAUCACAGAAUGAUUGUGAAUAAGAGAUAACUGUAACAGGAACUUGUGAAUGGAUAGCUGCAUCAGGAACAACACCAGCAAAAUGUUAGAAAAAGACAACAGUUGAUCCAGUCAGUUCAUUCAAACCUUAUUGCGAACUUAUUGAAAAACCAGAAACAAACUGUGCUAAAACAUUAGGUUGUGCUUAUGUUGACUUAAAAUGCACACAUUUUACAGGAUGUCAAGCAUAUGUUAAAACUACAACAACAGAUUGCUAAGCUAUAUCCUAUUUUUGUGUCAGUGAUGGAAAUGCCUGUAUUCAAGCUAAAGAAUGUAAAGAAUACACAUAAUAACAAUGUGAAUCAACUCCAAGUGUUUCAGGAAUACUUAAAUGUAAAUGGGAUACAAAUUCAGGAGCUUGUAGAGAUUAUGCAUGUUCUGAAGCAGAUACUAGUUUAAAUACUGAUGAAAAAUGUUCAGUUUGGUUAGCUGGUUGUGUAACAAAAGGUUAAGGCUGUGUUAAUGCACCAAGACCUGCAUGUGCUACUUAUACAGGAGAUGAUGCUGCAUGUUAAUCUUUUAUUGGAUCAGAUGGAAAUUGUGAAUUAGCAACUGGUACAACAAAUUGUAAGGCCAAAGAAUGUGUUAAUGCUCCAACAUCAUUAAGUUCUGAUGAUGAUUGUAAAGCAUAUUAAAAAGGAUGUAUAACAACUGGAAAAGGUUGUGUUUUAGCAACAACAAAACCAUUAUGUUCCACAUAUUCAGGAGAUAACACUACUUGUGUUGGAUAUAUUGGAUCAGAUGGAGUUUGUGAAGGUGAUGCUGGUGGUUCUAAAUGUAGAGCCAGAAAAUGUGAAAAUGGAGCAUUCAAUACAGAUGAACUAUGUUAAUAAUAUUAAAGUACUUGUAGGACAAAUGGCAAGAAUUGUGUUUCAGCAUUAACAGCUUGUAAUACAUAUAAAGGUACUGCCACCACUUGUGCUGUAUAUAUUGGUACUGAUGGAUAUUGCAAAGGAACAAGUACAACAACUGAAGCUUCUUGCUUACCUAAGGUUUGUGUCAAUAUAAAUCCAAUUUUAUUUAAUCAUAUCUUAAAUAAUUAGCUUAUUAAAUGUUCUUAAAUUUUCCUAUUUAUUCUCUCUUUUUUUAAGAAUCCUUAUUUUUCACCAGAAUGUGGAUUAAUUAAAUAUUAAAUUAGUUAUAAUAAAUGA